AUGAGUGUGUCCGAUCUCAGUAAAUAUACCUCAGAAUUUCUUGAAAACCUUACCGAUGAUAAAAAGUGGAAUCAAGGUCGACAACAUCUUCGAGAUGGUUUUAAAUUUAGCAGUGAUCAGAGUAGUUGCAAAAUAGCUAUAGCUUCACCUCCUAAAGAUUUAGAAGAAGAGAUUAUCAGAGAGAUAACUAAACGAAUCUUACAGAAUAGAUAUGGAUUUAGCAGGAGACAAGUGGAUGAUUUAUUCUCUACCCAGAAAAAUGGAAAAGGAAAAAUCCCAGUAAAAGCGUUAAUUGAUACAACAUCUAAAUAUAAUACUAUUAGUAAACACUUAUUUGAUAAGCUUGAAUCUGAUCACAGAUUAGAAGGUAUAGUUGGUGAUGAUCUGAUAGGCGAAGAAAUAAAAGGCUUAGAUUUACAGUUUUGCAUUAAAAAAAAGUGGCAAAGUUUAGAUGAUACUGAACUAAUAGACUUUCAAAUUCACAAAAAUCCAUUAUUCGAUCUGGUGUUGAGGCAAGAUUGCAUCCCGUUAUUCGAUGAAGAUUUUAACAAAACUAGCUCCACUAAAAAUAAUUUAUCUAAAUUAACAGAAUCUAAACCUGGUCUAGCUCAAGAGGAGAGUAAGAAAAAUAAUAUCAAAUAUUCCACAGAUGCUUCUUCUAAUUCAGACACUUCAAACAGUAAUUCAAGUAAUUCUUCCACAUCUAGUUCAAAAAUAGAAGUUACACAUGUGCAUAAGACUAAAGCAGUAAAGAAACACUCUAUUCGAAAGCGUAAAGUAAAAG
Molecule: messenger RNA, 784 nt
Organism: Dentiscutata heterogama
Lineage: Eukaryota; Fungi; Glomeromycota; Glomeromycetes; Diversisporales; Gigasporaceae
Source: the annotation of a GenBank genome assembly